CUCUCUCACUCUCUUUCCAUGUCUUUCUCCCUUCUCCGUGUGAGGACUCUGUGACAGCUUUUCCUGCUGCUUGUAGCGAACGGCUGAAAGGGAGUGAACACGCGGCUGCUUGUAAUACAAACUCAAGCCGAGUCGCAUACACUGCUGAGCAGUCAUUGGACAGGACUGUGAAGGCUCUUCUCAGUUUAGGCUGUAUAAUGUAUUGAUGAAGUCAGUUCUGGACUAAACUUACCAAAAAGUCUAAUGAAGUGUGUGAUGCUGUAGGAAAACAGCUUUGAGAUUUCCAUGAGUCGAAGACCCAAGAUAUUCUGAGGACACGGGGCUGUAACCAGUGUGAGAAGCUUGAUCCAUCUAAAAAAAAAAAAAAGCAGUGCAUCAUGAGGAGGAACUGAUUGCUUUAUAUGGUUUUAAAAAAGAAGGACAAAGCCAGGAUGAAUGUGAAAAGGAAAGAGAUGGAUUUCUUGAGCAACACUAUUGCUGCUUAUGCUCACAUUAAAGCCAAUCCAGAGAGUUUUGGCCUUUACUUUGUCAUCGGUGUCUGUUUUGGCCUGGUGCUCACUCUUUGCCUCCUGGUCAUCCGGAUUUCCUGCAAGCCGCGGCCACUACGGCGCCCUCCACGCCAGAGAAAAAAACAGCUGAAAGACUAUAGUGAAGAGGAGGAAGAAGAUGAGGAAAGCGAUGAGGAGGAGGAGGAAGAUGCAGGAGGCCUAGAGUCCUCCAUCCGCCACAGCACCACAGAGAUCCCCAUGAGCAACCACCUCAUCACGCCGGACGGGACUCUGAGCAGGAACGUGUUCACCUCGGCCGAGGAGCUGGAGCGGGCACAGCGAUUGGAGGAAAGGGAGAGGAUCAUCAGGGAAAUCUGGAGAAACGGACAGCCGGACAUCCUGGGAACGGGGACGGGCACUAUUGGAAGAGUGCACUACUACUAACACUCACGGAUAUAAACUCAAGCCAUUUGACUGGUCGAGUGCAGUACUUUGAAAGACUGGUAAUGGACAGCGUUUCUUUUUUUUUAUACGACGGACUGAUGUUAUUGUAAUCCUACAGACCACGGGUACAGCUGUUCUGUAUGCGACAUUUGGACCGGGCAAGUUGCUAUCAGUUCCCAAGUCAUGGUGCUUAUUGAAAAGUCAUUUUAAAGCACAAUUUUAGACUUUGAUGUCUGAGUUGAUGCUUGAAACGUGUUUGUAAAUUGUAGGUGAUUAUUAGAAGCUCACUGAAAGCAAAUGCACUUUUGCACCACGCCAUUUAUUGUGUGUAGAUUUUUUACUUGCUAUUUUUGUAUUUGUUUAUAAACCCCCCCAUGUCAUAUCAUGCAUAAAGCCACGUAGCAAUAUAUCAAGAUGAUGAACGGAAAUUAAAAUUUGAUGCAUAUGAGAAUUUUCAUGAUUUAUAGUAAUUUGUCUAAGUAAAUAAUAAUUAAAAAGCUAAAUUCAUUUUUAAUGUUACAAUGUGAAAUCAUAUAAUGUAUGAUAUGAAAACUAGAUAUUACUCAGAGAUUUUCAAUGUUUAAGAUUAACUGUAAUAAUUGAGUUGGAUGGUGGUAAAAUGUAAAAAUAAAGAGGAUUUUUUAAAAUGAGCAUGCACAAUGAAAAAUCCAACAUCACCCAAUAUUGAUUUUAAAAAUGUCUAGUAUCAACUCAUAACUGAUAUGGUACUGAUAUAUAUUGUGCAUUCCUAAAUAAAGCCAAAGAACAUCCUGCUCAA
Messenger RNA from Labeo rohita (rohu), 1710 nucleotides. It is a transcript of the gene eva1ba, whose product is annotated as eva-1 homolog Ba (C. elegans). The record is from RefSeq and is a predicted model, not a curated record. Lineage: Eukaryota; Metazoa; Chordata; Actinopteri; Cypriniformes; Cyprinidae.